Tauraco erythrolophus (red-crested turaco) is the source of this 687-nucleotide messenger RNA. RefSeq names its product clarin 3 (gene CLRN3). NCBI's taxonomy places the organism in Eukaryota, Metazoa, Chordata, Aves, Musophagiformes, Musophagidae. The record is from RefSeq and is a predicted model, not a curated record.
AUGCCAUCCAGAAGGAAAACAGUCAUGUUUGGAUCGGCUUUUCUUACCUGCCUUUGCUCUUUCGUGGUGAUUUGUGUUGUUCUGGCGACCCAGCGCUGGAUGAGCAGCGAGGUUCACUUUUCUGGCACAAGCACCAACGUUACCAUCAGCCUCACCUACGGACUUUUCAGGGGAACCUGUAAACAGUUUCUUGGUGCGGGACUUCAGGUUCCAGAAAAGACCUUCCAAGUUACAGACAACCUGAGCAACACCAAGGCAAAACGCACCAUCAUUGCGAUUAUCGCGUUUCUGGUUCUUGGUUUACUGAGUUCCCUCCUGAGCUCUGGAUUUACCUGCACUAAUGCUGUCAGUAAUCCCUAUGAGACGUUUUUGGGACCCACUGGAGUCUAUACCUGGAAUUCCUUAUGCGGAAUCUUCAUACUUAUAGCCAUGAUACUUUUUCCUGUGAACAUAGAAGUAAACAGCCUGUCUACAGAAUUGGCCCGUGGAUGUUCUUCUUCUCCUCUGCAGACACAUAUCAGUUCUGAACACGUUUAUGGAUAUUCAUAUUGGAUCAUGCUGCUCAUCGUUUUUCUGAACAUUGCUUCUAUCAUCAUCAUCUAUUUCUAUGACCACGCGAGAUAUUCUAAGAAGAAAGAACAGGAAAGGCCCAUUGAAAAUGCACCAAAAGAUGUCAUUCUGUUUUAA